AUGGGGAGCCACAGCCUGCUGGCCGCCAUCCUGGCCACCAUCCUCGCCUCCCUCUUGCCGCUCCCCGUCGCCCCCUCGUCCCACCGCAAGCUCCUGGUGUUCCUGCUCGACGGCUUUCGCUUCGACUACAUCGAUGACAGGGAGCUGGAGGGUCUGCCAGGCUUUCGGGACAUUGUGAACAUGGGGGUGAAGGUGGAUUACAUGACCCCAGACUUCCCCAGCCUCUCCUACCCGAAUUACUACACGCUGAUGACGGGUCGCCACUGUGAAGUCCACCAGAUGAUUGGAAACUACAUGUGGGACCAAAAGAGAAACGUAUCUUUCGAUAUUGGUGUGAAUAAGGAGAGCCUGCUGCCUCUCUGGUGGAAUGGAUCGGAGCCUUUGUGGGUGACAAUGAUGAAAGCAAAGAAGAACGUUUCCAUGUACUACUGGCCAGGUUGCGAGGUCGAAAUCCUUGGAGUCAGGCCAAGUUAUUGCCGCGAGUACUUCAGCGUCCCAACAGACAAAAACUUUGCGGAUGCCAUCAGCGAUGCUCUCGAGUCUUUGCGCAAUGGCAGUGCCGAGAUGGCUGCGGUGUACUAUGAGCGCAUCGAUGUGGAAGGCCAUCACUACGGCCCUUCUUCCCAGCAGCGGAAGAAUGCUUUGAAGGAGGUGGACAAAGCCUUGAGCAACAUGAUCACGCUCAUCAAGAGCAAGGGCCUUCAGAAUGACAUCAACGUCCUCCUCUUCUCCGACCAUGGGAUGACAGACAUCUCUUGGGCGGACAAAGUGAUUGAGCUGAAAAACUACAUCAAUAUGAGUGACACCAUACAAAUGAAGGACCGAGGUCCUGUUGUGAGCCUCUGGCCAGCUCCAGAGAAGCACAUGGAGAUAUAUCAGAAAUUGAAAGCUGUGGAACACAUGCACGUUUAUAACAUACAGGAUAUUCCAGACAGGUUUUUCUACAAAAAAGGAAAAUUUGUGUCUCCUCUAACUCUCGUGGCCGAGGAAGGAUGGUUCAUAGUAGAGGUAAAGGACAAGCUGCCUUUCUGGGAGAACGGGACCGGGAGGAAGGAGGCCUGGCAGAACGGCUGGCACGGCUACGACAACGAGCUGAUGGACAUGAGAGCCUUCUUCAUCGCAUACGGGCCAGAGGGACGUGAAGGAAUUCGGUCAGCUCCUCUCCAACAUCCCAGCACAGAUGCCAACUCCUCUCUGCCUUGUUUCCCCCCCCCCUGCAGCCUGGCGGGCAUACAGCCGCUGCCCAACAAUGGCUCCUGGUCCAGGGUGGAGUGCAUGCUCCGAAACGUGGCCCCUUCGGCACCGCUCCCCAGCUGCGCCCUGGCACUAGCUCUGCUCUCCCUCGUCGUCGAGCACAUCUCCUCACUGUGA
Charadrius vociferus (killdeer) is the source of this 1371-nucleotide messenger RNA. It is a transcript of the gene ENPP6, whose product is annotated as ectonucleotide pyrophosphatase/phosphodiesterase 6. The record is from RefSeq and is a predicted model, not a curated record. Lineage: Eukaryota; Metazoa; Chordata; Aves; Charadriiformes; Charadriidae. The coding region runs from base 1 to 1371 and encodes 456 amino acids. The transcript has 9 exons.